Molecule: messenger RNA, 1255 nt
Organism: Phyllotreta striolata
Lineage: Eukaryota; Metazoa; Arthropoda; Insecta; Coleoptera; Chrysomelidae
Source: the annotation of a GenBank genome assembly
UAAACCCACAAUUAAUUAUGUUUUGUACGUUAAUUGUUGUAAUUCUAUUACUAAUCGCAAAUCAUUCGAGCGCAGAUUGCACAGUAAAACCAUUCAAACCCCAAGCACCGUUGCCAAUCAAAUCGAACACCCGCGAACCAGCAAUCAUCUACCCCUCGUACCAACAAACCGAAAUAAACCUACAAACCGGCGAACAAGUCCACUUCAUCUGCCCAGGCCACGAUGUACUCUACGGAGACAUCCGAACCCCCACAUCGGUAGAAGCCACCUGCGACUCCUCCGGUCGAUUCGACCUAAUGGGCAGACAAGUCCUUUGGGAAGACAUCCGCUGCAACGGCGACAUCGAAUCCAAAGCCCGAUACACCGCCGAUAACGAGCGAUGCGGCAACACCGCGAAAUUCGCAGAAGUGGGAUUCGAAGCUGGCGCCGGCCGGUUUCUCCCAAUCAUGAAGAUUUGCUUCGAUUACGCGAAAGAAACACCAAUUUACGUGCGACAUACCGUCAUAUCGAACAUCAAUAACGGAGAUAAUUCAAGCACCAGACCGUUCUUCGCGCAGGAUCCAGGUUUCUACAGGGCGACCAACGUCGAUCACUAUUACACGAGGAACAAGCACAGGUCGACCAUCAACCGGUUGCUCGGGUUGCCCGAUUGGUCGGAUAAGUUUGUAAAAGGCGGCGAUGACAAGCGGUUCAUAUCCCGCGGCCAUUUGGCCGCCAAGAAGGACUUCUUCUACAAGUCAUUCCAGCUGGCGAGUUUUCGAUUGUUGAACGCGGCGCCGCAAUGGCAAACGCUGAACGGGUUCAACUGGAACCAAGCGGAAAUCAACACCAGGGACUUGGCGAGUAAUCGGAAUGUGGAUUUGGAGGUUUGUACUGGAGUGUAUGGUAACGAUAGGCUUCCUCACGAGGCUACUCACCAGGAGGUUGAGUUGAAUUUGAUCAACAAUGGGAAUUUGAACACGUUGCCGGUUCCUGGGAUUUUCUGGAAGAUCGUUUACGAUCCCGCGCGAUACAAAGGAAUUGUACUGAUUGGGAUAAACAAUCCUUAUAGUAUCGAUCAACGGAAUUUCAUUUGUCCUGAUGUUUCUAACUCGGUGAGUUGGUUGACUUGGAAUAAGUAUAAUAUGCUCGAGGGUUAUUCCUAUGCAUGCACUAUCAGGAGUUUUAGAUAUGCUGUAAUUAACGAUGUACACGUGCCUAAUGACAUACCCGAUCUUACGGAAGAUAAUUUAUUGGACUGAUUAUCUGUUUACCA